GUGCGCCUGUCUAGAAGUUAAAACAAAGUGCAAAAUGAAAUCCAUGCUCGUUUUUGGCCUGUUGGCUAUGUGCGUGUUGGCGGCCACCGCUAGCGAGGAGGCACCCAAGAAAGUUGAGGCCGCUGAGCCCGCCGCUGAGGCCAGCGCGACAGCUGAGAAGAAGCAGGAGAAACGCGGUAUUGGCUAUUCCGGCUAUGGCUAUGGCGGUUCCAGCUAUGGCGGCUCCAGCUAUGGCGGCUCCAGCUAUGGUGCCUCCGGUCUUGGUGGCGGUGCCAUUCUGAGCACUGGCCAUGGUGCCAUUGGAGGACCCGUUGUCUCUCAGCUGCCCACACAGGUGCACACUAACACCGUGGUGAGAACCGUCCAGGUGCCCUAUCAGGUGGAGCGUCAUGUGCCUUAUCCCGUUGAGAAGACCGUCACCUAUCCCGUCAAGGUGCCCGUGCCACAGCCCUACCCCGUGGAGAAGGUUGUCCAGUAUCCCGUGAAGGAGAUCGUUAAGGUGCCCGUCCAUGUGCCACAGCCCUACCCGGUUGAGAAGGUCGUGAAGGUGCCAGUCAAGAUCCCAGUCGAUCGUCCCUACACCGUGCAUGUGCCCAAGCCAUACCCCGUGCCCGUUGAGAAGCCAGUGCCCUAUACCGUUGAGAAGCGCGUCAUCCAGAAGGUGCCCGUCCAUGUGGACCGCCCAGUGCCCUAUCAGGUGAAAGUGCCCGUCAAUGUGCACGUUGAGAGCCAUGUCCAGCCCGCCAUCACUGUCACCCACACCGUCACCAAGACCGAGGGUGCACCCAUUGUCAGCGCACCAAUUGCUAGCGGUUACUCCGGCAUCUCUGCUCACGGCGUCUCUGGACCCGCCAUUGCUGUCGGCCAUGGCAUCUCCUCGUAUGGCGGUCAUGGCAUCAUCUCCGGACACGGCAUCUCUGGCCAUGGCAUCUCUGGCCACGGUGUCUCCUCGUACGGCACCUCCGGACACGGCGGUUACCUCCACAAAAAGUAG
Messenger RNA from Drosophila novamexicana, 994 nucleotides. It is a transcript of the gene Vajk2, whose product is annotated as mantle protein. The transcript has 2 exons. The record is from RefSeq and is a predicted model, not a curated record. Bases 35 to 994 code for a protein of 319 amino acids. NCBI's taxonomy places the organism in Eukaryota, Metazoa, Arthropoda, Insecta, Diptera, Drosophilidae.